ACUGACCUUGAGCCUCUCUCAUUCUACCCGGCUCCGUCAUUCUUUAGAAAUUCCAGCCCAUUUACAUCUACGUUCAUUCUUCCCUGGAGCGGGCUCCUAUCCGCGUUGGCUGCAUUUGGGAACGUUUUGUUCUCCGUACACUCAUUUGUCUAGCCUUACGGUUCUUAGUCACAUCACUACAACCCAUUCAGCUGUGGUGGUACAGCGUUAUCGCCUAGACACAUUCUUUUUGACCGCCAGUAGCUUCUUUCGUUACAGCCAUAUAUACGCCGAGACCAGUCUGUAUAGAGGACGAGGAUCUAAAGAUGGAAUUCAAUGCACUUCAACAAUAUCGGCCAUCGUCGAGCAAAUCGAAUGCCUUAGAUCAAUCUUCACCUACUUCGGCAGCACAGAUAUAUACAUACAGCAACUAUCCCUUCCGAAGGCAACAACCACCGCCAGUAUUGCAACAGAUGUCGGCAUCCUCGCCACCUCGAUCCGCGUGGGCUUUACCACAAUCCCACAAUUCAUACUAUGCUGGACCUCAAGGCCCUAUGGUGAUAACCAGAAAUGAUCAUACACAAUUUCUUCCACGAUCAAACAUCAGCACUACUCAAGUGUCUGCGUUCAGCAGCGCAGCUUUUGGCAAUGGCAUGGCAACAUCAGCGGACUACUUUCCCAAGGUCAUCGAGACAAGUUCUUGGGGCGCGAAGGUGUGCGAAGAGCUUGAGUCAUUCCCCUCUUUAGACGCAGAUACGACAGACUUCAGCCACGGGCUGAUGGGUCAAGAUGAAAACACACCCAUCAUUGAUUUACGACAGUUCCAGGGUAUGGGGCAGCAAGAGACCGACAACCUGGCACAAUUCAAUCGGCAAGGAACUCGUCGUAUGUCCGAGUCAUCCUUCUCAAUGUCCAGUACAGGCGGAGGAAUGUUCCCUGAUGUGUCAUCCUGUGAAGAGAUGGGAUCAUCUGAGGCAGUUUCGUACGCGUCUGAAUGCGAUGUGUGGAAUACGGUAGAACCUACUGGUGGUCAUCUGAUGUCUCCGCUUGCUUCACCAAGGAAGUCACAGUACGACACUGUCGCUCGUACUGGGAGUCGAGCUCGUAUGUCCCCAGCGCCGCACAGCAACGUUCGGUCCUCGCCAUAUACACUUGAAAGCACACGAUUCAAACGAUGGUCCACCGGACAAGCGCCGACUUCGACGCCUGCCAACUCACACGCAGUAGCUCAUAUUCCUGACCAAUUUGCUCCCUAUGGUCCGCGCCCAAACCCGCACCACUCGAUGCCAGCAUAUCCGCCCAGUGCGAUGGCAAAUUUUGGUUUACCUGCGCAGAAUGUGUUGUUCUCGCAGAACCAUCAGCUUCAGUCCAACGGCCCCUCUCUUUUUGCGACCCGCGACCAACCAUUCCACCUCGAGGUGCCUCGACCUCUUCCUUCGCAAGGUCUCUUUCGUCUGCUUCAAAGUAACGUAGACAGACAUGGAGGCUGUUCCUCACACUUCGCAGAUCUUUCGGAUCCACCCGAUCUGUAUUCUUCUCUUCAUGAAGAGCCAUCUAACCCGCCUGAAUCAGACAUGAACCCAUCAGACCCGGAUCUUGUGCCACACGAGCAGGACCUUCGCUUCAACGGUGAUUUAUACACUCCAAGAUGGGUACGUGGGCACGGCAACAAGCGCGAAGGCUGGUGCGGUCUCUGCAAACCUGGACGUUGGCUUGUCCUGAAGAACAGUGCAUUCUGGUAUGACAAGUCUUUUACGCACGGCGUCAGCGCAGCGACCGGCGCAGCAUUCCAAGGUCCUCAAGACACCCGUCGCACGGAAGGGAACCUCGAUGUGUGGGAAGGCCUUUGUGGAAGUUGUGGCGAGUGGAUCGCUUUGGUCAGCAGUAAAAAGAAAGGGACGACAUGGUUCAGGCAUGCUUACAAGUGUCACACCCACCCAAAAGUCAAAGACGGACCCAAGCGGCGUCGUGAAACGCAGGCAGGUCGUGCUCGUGCUGUAUCCUCGGCAUCGGCAUCGUCGUCGUCGCAUCCGGUCAAGCAGGAGUCGACGCCUGCCAGCACAGCUUCACACCGUCAUUCGACACCAACACCGAUAUCGGGCAGUUCUGCGCUGCACACGUUCGGCAUGCCGAUCUCAAACCCUACUGCGACACCAUCACUGAGUACAACAUCAUACGGGAGCAGUACGUCUUAUCCGACUCCAGCAGCAGCGACAUCCUCAAUGUACCCACCGCAAACCCCAACCACAACGACUUCAUUACAUGCGCUACACACGCCAACAGCGGCAGCCUUCCCUGAAUUCCGCCACGACUCAGCGACGACUAAAGAUGAAAGCGUCAUGGACAUGUUCCCCACUCCUCUGCAAGGCUUUCCCAACUUCUCCACGCCAUACUCAGCAGCAUCAACCAUGAGCCUUGCACACCAAGUCAGUGAACCAGAUUUUGUGGGCAUCAGGGCGACGGCUGCGAGUCUCAACUCCAUAGCAAGCAUGAUUUGAGGCACCCUCGACCUCGCUUGUCGUACCGAGCUGCCUAAGCCUGACCAAUAAGACCUAACUAAGACCUCUGGUUGCAUCAUGCAAAUCCAUCCUUGGUCCUGCUUGAGGUUUUCAUGUGGUAUUGUAGCAUUCUCUCAUCAUCUCAGGAGUUCAACUAGAGUCAGGAAUCAGGUGCACCGCACUGUACUGCAUCCCAUUCCAGGCGGCCUUUCAUCCCACCACAAUGCUUUGUUGCAUUGAAUACUGUAGCGUUCCAGCGUUCUUUCACGUCUCUCUCCAUUUUCGUUGCAUACUUCACGUUCGGCAUGGGCUUACGAUUGAUGACACACCACCAAGGCUGUUCGACUUUAUUGCCAAGACCGGACCACUUUACGUAGAUUCCCUGUCAAGAUAGAUAUCCCCG
Messenger RNA from Macroventuria anomochaeta, 2880 nucleotides. RefSeq lists its product as uncharacterized. The transcript has 5 exons. Lineage: Eukaryota; Fungi; Ascomycota; Dothideomycetes; Pleosporales; Didymellaceae. The coding region runs from base 306 to 2477 and encodes 723 amino acids. The record is from RefSeq and is a predicted model, not a curated record.